UCUCUCUCUCUCUCUGAUCGAUAACCUCUACUAAAACCCUAUUAGGCGAUUCCAGUUCUUAGGGAGGUGAUCAUUGAAAGGGCUCGUGAUGAACAACGAGCGCAAUAAGGUUGUUUAUGAUCUAGACCUUAAUUCUCCUCCCGCGGAUAGCCAAGAAGGGAAUUUGAUCUCGCAGGACAACGCCGUAUCCGCGGCAACCUCUGGCGCUGUCAACUCUCAUCCCCUGCCGAAUAUAGGGUCAUAUUGCACUCCGAUCAUUGUCGAUUCGGAUGAAGCUGAUAUGCUCUCUGCGCCCACUGGGUUUCCCCAGAUGAGGAACCCGUCUACGAGUAGCAUGAUGACGAUUGUCUUUGAUGAAGAUGUGGAAAUAAUAAAUCCGAGACAAUCAGUGAAUGUUACGAAGGACCCGCCAGCCACAUCGCCUCUCUUCACUGACAACAAGUGUGAGAGUGUUCCACCAAAUACGACCCUAAUGAACUGCGGUCACUUGCAGGAUACAGAUGCAGGUCGCAGUCCCAAGAAAAGGAAUGUAACAAGACCAACACAGGAGCCAGCAAAGGUUGUUUCGAAUGAACCCAAUGACGAGCCGGCGAAGGUUGUUCCAAAGAAAAACAAGGAGCUCCCCAAGAAUGACCUCGCCGAGAAGGAAAGAAGCAACCGCUCCUCCUCCGCCUCCUCCCCUGAAUCUCAUGAUGAUGCCGCCGCUGCCACCGAGAUCGACAACAUCAGCUCCCAACCCGACCACCUCCUCUCCACCAUCCUCCACUGCCUCCCCGCCCAAAUAGCCGCCAAAACAGCUCUCCUCUCCCGCCGAUGGCGCAGCAUCUGGACCGACCAUCCUCUGCGCCUCGACGGCGACUCCCUCAGCAGCCUCAGCCUCCGCCCCCACGGGCAGCCCGGCCGCACCACGAAGGGGAUGCACAGAAAGGAUUGGCGCUCUUGCUUAAUUACCGACAUCCUUACCUACCACCCCGGCCCUGUCGAACAAUUUCGCCUUGGCCGCACCCACUCCGGCAGCCGCGAGCCACUCCGCGACUCCUGGUUUCAAAUUCUCGCCCAAAAGAGCGUCUACCAGAUCGAACUGGAUUUCCCCUCCUUCCACCGCCGGCAAGAUCUGCCGGCCUCGCUCCUCGCCUGCGAGACUCUACGCACGCUCUCGCUGAGCAAUUGUCGACUGCCGGACGCCGCUGCCGCCCCAUUCAACUUCCUCCACCUUACCGACCUCAGCCUCUGCUGCAUGGAUCUGACGGAGGAGGUCAUAUCCAGCAUACUUUCAGGCUGCCCAGCACUUGCCCGCUUAUCACUCAUCCACAAUUUUCCCGUGCCUCGGAUUAGAAUCCGAUCUCGCCGUCUUCUUACCAUGACGGUUCGAGGCAAUUGGAUUGGCGAGCUUAUUAUCGAGGACGCCGAGAAACUUACACGGCUGGUUUUGGAUCGGUCGGAACCGAAGACAUCUUUGAAGAUCAUCAAUGCCCCGAUGAUCAAUACGGUCGAAUAUUGAGCGAUUAUCGCGGCGUGCAAGAGGUGCUGUGAUUCUGUGCUUAUCAAGAACAUCCAUUUUCUCCAUUUUCUCCAUCCCCUUUCUUUUCCCCUUUCUUUUUUUUUCGGUCAAUUGUAUAUGUGCUUAUGCAAAUUCUGCAACAUUAAAACAACAAAGCCAUCUGAAAAGCUAGAAUUUUUGAAGAGAAACCGUGGCAUACGGGGCAUACGGCACAUUUGUUGUCUA
Messenger RNA from Ananas comosus (pineapple), 1726 nucleotides. RefSeq lists its product as uncharacterized. Gene Ontology annotation, molecular function: protein binding. The transcript has 5 exons. Lineage: Eukaryota; Viridiplantae; Streptophyta; Magnoliopsida; Poales; Bromeliaceae. The record is from RefSeq and is a predicted model, not a curated record. The coding region runs from base 89 to 1501 and encodes 470 amino acids.